Messenger RNA from Argentina anserina (silverweed cinquefoil), 510 nucleotides. Its product is annotated as protein DOWNSTREAM OF FLC-like. NCBI's taxonomy places the organism in Eukaryota, Viridiplantae, Streptophyta, Magnoliopsida, Rosales, Rosaceae. The record is from RefSeq and is a predicted model, not a curated record. Bases 1 to 489 code for a protein of 162 amino acids. The transcript is spliced from 2 exons.
AUGGCAGUGUCUAGGGUGCUGGUGUUGCUUGCUCUCUGUGUGCUUCCGGCGCUUGUCAGUGCUAAAGUCGUGGGCAAACCCUUCUAUGUUCAAGGUCGUGCCUACUGCGACACUUGCCGCUGUGGUUUCGAGACCUCUGCCACCACUUAUAUUGCCGGUGCAACGGUGAGACUUGAGUGCAGAUACAGGAAUAGCUUGGGGCUUGCAUACAGUGUAGAAGGCAUGACAGACGAAACAGGAACAUACAACAUUUUGGUUGAAGACGACCAUGAGGAUCAGAUUUGCGAGGCAGUUCUCGUUGACAGCCCGAUCAGUGACUGUAAAUCAGCCGACCCCGGACGUAGCCGUGCCAACGUGGUACUUACCCGCUUCAACGGCGUUGUUAAGACGAGGCGUUUUGCAAACAACAUGGGGUUCUUGAAGGAUCAGGAAUUGCCUGGGUGUGCCCAGCUGCUCAAGCAAUACUUGAACUACGAUCAGGCAGAAUAGAAGGACUAGCUAGCUAGCUAU